Jaminaea rosea is the source of this 1324-nucleotide messenger RNA. RefSeq names its product thiolase. The transcript has 3 exons. The record is from RefSeq and is a predicted model, not a curated record. The coding region runs from base 68 to 1237 and encodes 389 amino acids. Gene Ontology annotation, biological process: fatty acid beta-oxidation. Lineage: Eukaryota; Fungi; Basidiomycota; Exobasidiomycetes; Microstromatales. Gene Ontology annotation, molecular function: acetyl-CoA C-acetyltransferase activity.
GAUCAAGUAGACGAUGCUUCCCUUUCGACCGGCACCUAUCGCUAGAUUCUCUUCCUCGAUUGCCAGAAUGACCAACGACGUCUUCAUCUUGUCCGCUGUCAGGACUCCUGUCGGCUCCUUCAAUGGCUCCCUCAAGAAGGUGACGGCUCCCCAGCUCGGUGUCACCGCCCUCAAGGCUGCCAUGGAACGCGCCCAGGUCAAGCCCGAGCAGCUCGAGGAUGCCUACUUCGGCAAUGUCCUUCAAGGCAGCGUUGGUCAAGCGCCCGCUCGUCAGGUCGUCCUUGGCGCUGGCUGCCCAGACACUACCGAGGCGACGACGAUCAACAAGGUCUGCGCCUCGGGCAUGAAGGCCAUCAGCCUUGCAGCUCAGAACAUCGCCCUCGGCGACCGCAAGAUUAUGGCCGCGGGCGGGAUGGAGAGCAUGAGCAACGCUCCCUUCUACUUCCCCCGCAACGCCGCCUUCGGCCACGUCCAGGCAAUGGACGCCAUUAUCAAGGAUGGCCUUACAGAUGCGUACGAGGGUGGUGCCCACAUGGGCAAGUGCGCUGAUCAGUGUGCUCAGAAGCAUGGUCUCUCUCGCGAGGAUCAAGAUGCCUACGCCAUCGAGUCGUACAAGCGUGCUGCCGAAGCGUGGAAGGCCGGCGCAUUCGCAAACGAGAUUGUCCCUGUCACCAUCCCCGACAAGCGCGGAGAUGUCGUCGUCUCCGAGGACGAGGAGUACAAGAACAUCAAGCUUGACAAGGUACCCACUCUGCGUCCCGUAUUUGACAAGAACGGUACCGUCACGGCUGCCAACGCGUCAACGCUCAACGAUGGUGCUUCGGCCGUCAUUCUCGGCUCCAAGGAGGCCGCCGCUUCCCUUGGCGUUAAGCCUCUCGCUCAGAUUCUUGCAUCGGCGGAUGCAGCUUGCGCACCCGUAGACUUCCCCAUUGCGCCCGCAAAGGCUAUCCCGCUGGCAUUGGAGAAGGCUGGGGUGAAGAAGGAGGAUGUGGCUCUGUGGGAGAUCAAUGAGGCCUUUUCUGCUGUCGCGUUGGCAAACAACAAGAUCCUGGGGCUGGACGCAAGCAAGGUCAACACUCUGGGCGGCGGUGUAUCCCUGGGUCACCCCAUCGGUUCAUCAGGUGCGAGAAUCGUCGUCACGCUCGUCCACGCGCUGAAGCCUGGACAGAUCGGUGUGGCCGGCGUAUGCAACGGCGGUGGUGGAGCAUCCGCGAUCGUUGUCAAGAGGGAGGCCUGACUUACUGCGGAGGAGAGAGAAGGAGGUAAGGCUGCGACGAAGCUGUGAUGGCGGAAAUGAUGCGCUUGCGGAACAAAUUAUGCGUAC